AUGAAUGCGUGGAAAAAUCCCCAAGCGGGAAUGGAGAUGGAGGAUUUUGCGGAACCCUGUCCUCAGUAUCAGAGAGAUCCCGGCUGCGAGCACGUCUUUGACCUUCCAAGUCAAAUCUGUCGUCGCCUGCAGGAGAAGGGCUUCGAGUACGCCUCCGUUUGGUUGAUGGCGUUGGUGAGAAAUCAGGGCGUCUCCCAGGUCGGUCGCCAAACUGCUUUCGAGGUGGUGGACGAUGCUGAUGCUUGGAUUUUGGGAAACGACGGGGAGGCGAAAUCGAAGACUUUCUACCAUGCAAUUUCCUGGCGUCUCCGUCCCUCGAAAAUUGCCGCCUCCAACGUGGUUCACGAGGUGGUCGAUCAGGACGUUGCCCCGGUCCUAGAGGCGCCGAGCGUUCUGCUUCUGGAUAUCCAGAAUGUGGUGAAUGAGGUCGACCUCCUCCUCGAUUUGCGUCUCUGUCCCGCGGUCGAUGAUGUGGAUGUCUCGGGCGCGGAUCCUCUUCGCCUCGCCAGCGAUUCUUCAUUGAUGGACUCCUUCGAGACCUCGCCAUGUAAUGCGGGCCGGCAUUUGCAAAGAUGUGGUCGGUAG
Molecule: messenger RNA, 585 nt
Organism: Fonsecaea nubica
Lineage: Eukaryota; Fungi; Ascomycota; Eurotiomycetes; Chaetothyriales; Herpotrichiellaceae
Exons: 1
Coding region: 1-585 (194 amino acids)
Source: RefSeq, a predicted model, not a curated record